GCACCGCCGCCGCCGCCGCCAUGGAGCGGCGCGUGGCGGAGCAGCUCCGCAGCGCGCUGAGCCCGUUCGGCCUCGAGGCGCACGCCUUCAAGGUUGGGUGGUACAAUGCUGUUCUGCAGCCAGGCUUCCACCUCCCCUACCCAGAUGACACACUGGCCUUCGUGGUCCUCAGCACACCGUCCAUGUUCGACAAGGCCCUUAAGCCUUUUGUGAAAAAAGAACGAUUAAAAAUAAUCAGGGAUCCUGUGGAUCAGUGUGUUUCCCAUCAUUUACUACGUGUGAAGGAGAAAUUCCCUGACCAGAGGGUGGAUGUCAUGUUUGACUACGAGAUGCUGCCGAGCCGAAAGCCCAAGUUCCUGGCACAGACAGCUGCCCACGUUGCUGGAGCUGCAUAUUACUACCAAAGGAAGGAUGUGAAGCUCGAUCCUUGGGGGAAAAAGAAGAUCUUUGGCGUUUGUAUCCAUCCCAAGUACGGCGGCUGGUUUGCUAUCCGGGGGCUCCUGCUCUUCCCAGACAUUCAGGUGCCGUUCCUGGAACAGCCUGCCCCUGUUGACUGUGUGAGCACGGAGAAGAAAAGGAUUGAGCUGCUGGAGCAGUUCAAUUUCCACUGGCAGGACUGGCGCUACAGGGACAUCAUUGAAGUGAAGGAAAGGUACUCGGAGGAGCAAAAAGCCUAUUUUGCCACUCCUCCAGCCGAGAGAUUCCGGCUGCUGGGGCUCUCACAGGAAGCCCAGAGAAUCACAUUUCACUGAGAAACCGGCGCGGUGGAGGGCAGAGGGCAGCAAAGGGUAACUCAUGAGCACCGGCGGAGAAGGAGAAGAAGGAGGAGGAGGAGGAGGAGGAUGGUUAUGUUGGUACAGACGUGGCAAAUCCGAGCAGCCUCAAUGCAGACAUUGCAAUCAAAGCUUCCCAGAGAGAGGGGCACUGCUCCGCGGUCUGGGGGAGCUGGGAGCUGUCUGCUCUGUGCUGCUGCUGAUCUGGGGUGUCCUUCGGGGAGUCCAGUAAAAUGCCAUUAGCCUUUGGUUGGGAGUAGUUUAGAAAUCCUGGCAACUUCAAAAUCGGUGCUGGGCAUUAGAGAAAUCACUUUUGUUCUCAAUCAUUUUCUUUCCGAAUGUUCUGUUUUUGUUCUUUGUAUGUGUAAAAAAAAAUUUAGCCAUUGUACUACUUAGUUGGAUUUUGGCUAAACUUGGGGCAGGUACUUUUUUAGAUGUAGCCAACAUUUUAUUAUCCUGUAUUAUGACUUUCCCUAGGGAACAGAUGUCCAGUCUUCACAGUCUUGCCUAGGUCACAUUUAAGCAUUUAUCCAUUCAUAAAGCUGACUGGAAUAUUUGGAAAGAUGCUGAGUAAUGUCCAUAUGAUUGGAGGUUUUACUCACGUUAAGAUAACUGACUGAAAAAGGCAGUGGCCUUUUUUUUUCCAGGUAGACCACAUUUGUGUUAAAAGUAUUUUUCAGUGCCAGCACACAGCACGCCCCCACAGGUACUGCCAGUUUCCUGGUGUGCUUUCUGUGUGGCAAGGAUUGUAAACCUGCACACACGUAAGAGCCAUGGCACAAGGCCUUGUCAUAUGCACAGGCAAACAAGCACAGAAGAAAGGGAAACAUUAAUGGCAUUCAUGUUACUUAUAUUGCUGCAUAAAACAUGUUCAGACAGAAACAUUUUUUACAUGACUUUGUCCUGUUACAUUUGUUCAGAGAUUGCAAUGCACCUGGAAAUCAGGAAUUAAUUUAUCUUUGAGCAAUUUGAGGCUCAGAUCUCGUUAAAGUAAUAUAAUACAUUAAAAUAAUAUUUUGUGGGAGUUGUUUGACUAGACUGCAGUGCAAUGCUGCAGAUGGACAGACACUACUUUCCUUUUGAUGGUAUCAACAUGAUGAAGAAAUACUCACUUUGCAGAACUGAGCCCUUUCUUUUUAUGUUGGGAUUCUUCAAAGCUUUUGGAGACCCCACCACAAAGGUUGCCCUUACCAUUGUUCACUGCUUGAUAGUCUGUACACUAACUCAUUGUAAUCCAAAUUCAGGAUAACAAGUUUGCUUCCCUGUAAACAGAGUGGUGAGUGUGUGAUCACUGGGUUUGUUCACUGCAUUUACUGUUACAAAAAAGUCUUUGUUGCUUUCCAUGCUUUGUUCAUUUCUGACUAAGGCAGACACCUGACUUAGAAUGUGAUAGAGGUAUUGUGAUGUUUAAUUAAUUGAAAGAAUGAAAUUUGUUUAAAAUCAGUUCGUUACAGAAAUGCUUCUGGUUCAAAUUUGAUGUUUCAGAACUUUUAAACUGAACUGUAAUUUAACAGGGGCUUGAGGUAAUGGCUCAUACUAGUAACAAAGACAAAAUACUGACCUCUUAGAAGGAUUAAUAUAGAUCUAAAUCAAAUCUAUCUUUUUAUAUUACAUUUUAAAGUAAAUUAUUUUGAUUUUUUGGUAUUGAUUUCUUAAAAAUAUUUAAUAUUUUGUCUUAAUUUAUUAAACAGAUUACCAUGGUCAUUGCAUUUCAAUUUCUGUAAUUUAUUUCUCUUCAAAUGGUAUUUUGGUUACUAAAUAUACAAAGCUCUAAGUAAA
Taeniopygia guttata (zebra finch) is the source of this 2552-nucleotide messenger RNA. It is a transcript of the gene MMACHC, whose product is annotated as metabolism of cobalamin associated C. The record is from RefSeq and is a predicted model, not a curated record. Gene Ontology annotation, biological process: cobalamin metabolic process. Gene Ontology annotation, molecular function: demethylase activity; FAD binding; cyanocobalamin reductase (cyanide-eliminating) (NADP+) activity. NCBI's taxonomy places the organism in Eukaryota, Metazoa, Chordata, Aves, Passeriformes, Estrildidae. Gene Ontology annotation, cellular component: cytoplasm.